Haliotis rufescens (red abalone) is the source of this 3450-nucleotide messenger RNA. RefSeq lists its product as uncharacterized. The record is from RefSeq and is a predicted model, not a curated record. Bases 89 to 3316 code for a protein of 1075 amino acids. The transcript is spliced from 2 exons. Lineage: Eukaryota; Metazoa; Mollusca; Gastropoda; Lepetellida; Haliotidae.
UUUCCGUGUGAAUGUGAGCGUGUUCACUCUAGACGUGACGGGGAUAGCUCAACCCGUGUAUAAAUCUAGAGGGUUGUAUCAGGAACACAUGUACUUAAAUCAAUUCGAAAAUCACCUAUCCCUCAUUACCAAUAUGAACAUCUAUUGUAAACGCUACCAGUGUCCCACGUGCGAACGCCUCUUCCGGCGCAAAAUCAAAUGCAACGAACACCAACGUCGUUGCACGGCUCAAACGACUUUGCGGUUCCCGGGUGGUUUCCACCACACCCCAAAGACCGUGUUUGACGAGCUGGAAGAGUUCGAUUUCGUCGUCGAGCCUAGAGACAGAUAUUUCCCGUGGUUCGUGGUGUUCGAUUUUGAGUGUUUUUUGAAACCGAUGAAUACCGGAACCCAGAAACUGAGAUGGACGCAAGAACACCACCCCAUCUCGGUCAGCGUGUGUUCCAAUGUGGAAGGGUUUACUUCGCCGCACUGCAUCGUCGAUUCCGAUCCGGAUCGACUGAUUGCUGCCAUGUUGUCAUACAUGACGGAAAUAGGAGAAGCCGUAAACGAGCUAUCCAAAGAAAAAUAUAAAGGGGUGUUAGAACGCUUGCGCGAGUGGAUGCAAUUGUUGUCUGACGAGGACCAGGCGACUGUUGACGACGACGACGACGAUGAUGAUGAUGAUGAUGAUGAUGUCAACGUCAGGAAGGGUGACAACCACCCCGCCAAAGGCAAGUCUACUCGCGCACACUCUACCCCCCUGGCUAAGUGGAGAAAGCACGUGAGCGAUCUCUGCGGGAAGCUUCUGGGGUACUGUUCUCAAGUCCCCGUCCUCGGUUUUAAUUCAGCUCGUUACGAUCUGAAUAUCAUUAAGGAAAAACUACCCAAACAUCUCUCUCUCGACGACGUCGAAUCUCAGGCUUUCACCGUCAAGAAAAACAAUGCUUACUUGUGUCAAAGUAAUCAAAGUUUCAAAUUUCUUGACGUCACGCAAUAUCUCUCUCCCGGAACGAGUUAUGCUCAGUUUCUGAAAGCAUUCGGAGUGCAAGAGAAAAAGGGAUUUUUCCCGUACGAGUAUCUCGACACUCCGGAUAAGUUAAACGAAACUCGGCUUCCCCCUCUGGGUGAGGCAUGGUAUUCCAGUCUCAAACAGAAGUCCGUCCUCGACGACGGUGUGAAAUCCAUCGAGGAAAAUUAUGCCGAGCUCGAGGAAGUUUGGAGACGGGAAGGCAUGUCCACGUUUCGAGAUUUCCUCGAGUGGUAUAACAAUCUGGACGUGGGUCCCUUUGUGGAAGCCGUACAAGCCAUGCAGCGGUUUUAUUUCCAGGAUGGCAUCGACCUCUUUAAAACCACUAUGUCGGUACCCGGUGUGGCCCGUCAGAAACUAUUCCGGGAGAGUCGAAAGUUAGGGGUCUCCUUUGCUCUGUUCGAUAAACGCAACGAAGACCUCUAUCACACCGUGAAGGGUAACGUGGUCGGCGGUCCUUCUAUCAUAUUCACGAGGUACCACAAAGCCGAUCAAACGUUGAUUAGAGGCCAUCCCGAAAAACGGUGUAAAAGGGUGGUUGGGUAUGACGCGAACGCGUUAUACUUGUGGGCUAUAGAUCAGCCCAUGCCCACCGGUCCUUUCGUGCGUAGGAGAGCCGAGAAUCGAUUCAAGCCGGAACGCAGGGACAGGUACGCGUGCAUGUACGAUUGGAUGGAUUGGUUGAGGGAGCAGGAAGGGCGGGACAUUCGGCACAAGUUAAACUGGGGGCGGGAAAAACGAGUCGGGCCGUACUUGGUGGAUGGGUUCAUUCCCGGCUCCAUGACCGUAUUCGAGUUUCAUGGAUGCUAUUUCCACGGCCACCAUUGUCACCUCACGACGAAAGCGCGCGCUCAGGAAAAAUCAAGAGAACGAUUAGAACAAAAACUAAAGGCAACCAGAGCGCGCGCUGCUUACAUCCGUGAUCUGGGUUACACGGUCGUGGAAAUGUGGGAAUGUAACUUUCGCGCCGAGUGCAAAACUAAUUCCCAGCUCUCGUCCUUUAUUCGAGAUCGUCAACCACCUUUCACUCAAAAGAAGGCGUGGAAGAAGGUCUCGGAGCGGGACAUGUUGAACGCUGUGGAAAAGGGGGAACUUUUCGGCAUGGUGGAAGUGGACAUUCGCGUCCCCGACCACUGGAUGCCUGGACAGAACCCUCACGGCACUCGUCUCUCCCCGAAGGAGUACUUUCAAGAGAUGACUCCCUUGUUUUGCAAUGCAGAAGUUCCGUUCGAGAUUAUCGGGGAACACAUGCAGGGGUACAUCAGGGAAAACGACUUGAGUACAAAACCGCGCCGUAUGCUCGUUGGCGGGUUAAAGGCGCGGAAAAUCUUGAUCGCCACCCCUCUGUUGCAAUGGUAUUUACAGCACGGCAUGGUGGUCGAUCGCGUGUACCAAGUCGUCGAGUACACCCCGAACGCGUGUUUUCAGCAGUUCGUUCGGGACGUGUGCUCGGCCAGACGAGAAGCCGACCGAGAUCCCUCAGCAGCCAUUCGCGGGGAUACGGCUAAACUUACGGGCAACUCCGCGUACGGUUCGGUUUUGAUCAAUAAAGAAAAACAUCAGACCGUCUCGUACGUGUGUGGUCAAACGGCGGCUAGCACACAAGUCAAUUUCCCUCAAUUCAGGAAAUUGACGGAACUGGGCGGGGGUUAUUUCGAGGUGGAGAAAGCCAAGAAAGUCAUACGCCUCGAUACUCCCGUGCAGCUGGGGUAUUUCAUCCUGCAGUACGCCAAACUGCGCAUGCUUCAAUUUUACUACGAUUUCAUGGACGUGUACGUGGAUCGUAGCGAUUUUGAAUACAUGGAGAUGGACACGGACAGCGCUUACAUGGCCUUGAGCGCGAAAUGUCUGUCCGACGUCAUUAAACCCACCAAACAGUCGGCGUACCAGGACCAGUUGAAGGGGCUCUGUGGUGACCAUAACCCGGACGACAGCCACGUCACGCGUUGGUUUCCACGCAGUUGCUGUUCCGUCCACGCCCUUCACGACAAACGUACUCCGGGUUUAUUCAAACUCGAGUACGAAGGAGACGAGAUGAUCGGACUAUGUAGUAAAACGUACUUAGUCUCACAGUCCAGUCUCCAGCGAACGCCAAAGCCAACGCCGAGUUCGAGCGUACGUACAGCACAACGUUUACUACGCCGUGCUCGCCGCCGGCUCGGUCGCAACAAGCCCGUCAAUAACAAGGCCCGACGCCUCCGUUCAAGCACCCCUGUCGUCGGUCAUUUCGAACGCCGGGUAAAAUUCUCCUGUAAAGGCAUCUCGAAACGCACACUGAAAACACCACUAAGAGCGGCGAGGGGUUGAACAGAGGUUUCCGACUCAAGGGGAAUACCAUGUGUUCCUAUCAACAGACACGUCAGGGGUUGAGCUAUCUGUAUUGUAAACGUCGAGUGCUAGCCGAUGGCAUUCACACAGCCCCUCUAGACCUAGAGCUUUGU